Impatiens glandulifera is the source of this 1304-nucleotide messenger RNA. RefSeq names its product E3 ubiquitin-protein ligase CHFR. The record is from RefSeq and is a predicted model, not a curated record. Gene Ontology annotation, biological process: ubiquitin-dependent protein catabolic process; protein ubiquitination; mitotic cell cycle checkpoint signaling. The transcript is spliced from 12 exons. Gene Ontology annotation, cellular component: nucleus. Lineage: Eukaryota; Viridiplantae; Streptophyta; Magnoliopsida; Ericales; Balsaminaceae. Gene Ontology annotation, molecular function: ubiquitin-protein transferase activity; metal ion binding. The coding region runs from base 27 to 1067 and encodes 346 amino acids.
UUGUUUAAUUUGGCAGAACUUAAGAUAUGGCAGAAGAGUCCUCCAAAAAAGAACUGAAGAUUUCUUUCGAUGUUGAACAUGCUAAAUGCAGCAUUUGUCUAAAUAUUUGGCAUGAUGUUGUCACAGUUGCUCCUUGCCUUCAUAACUUCUGCAAUGGUUGCUUUUCGGAGUGGUUGAGGAGGUCUCAGGAGAAACAUUCUACUGUUCUUUGUCCUCAAUGUAGAUCUGUCGUGCAAUUUGUUGGUAGGAAUCAUUUUCUGCAGAACAUUGAGGAGGAAAUACUACAAAGCGAUUCUUCUUUGAAACGCUCAGAUGAAGAACUUGCACUUCUAAAAUCCUAUGCAACUGUGAAAUCUCCUCUUGUCAUUAAUGUUAGACAUCGGAAGAGGCCUCGUUUAGCACCUGAAGAAGAUAGUAAUAACACAGAUCAGCCAUUGCCAUGCCUUCAAUGUGGUACCAUGCUUAAUGGAUUCCAGUGCACUCAGGACACUGUCCAUUUACAGUGUCAAGCAUGCUGGGGAAUGAUGCCUUCUAGAGGCACAAGUGUACCACAGCACUGCUUUGGAUGUGAUCGAGCUUUUUGUGGCGUUUAUUGGCAUGCACAGGGGAUAGUUGAAAGUCAAACUCAUCCAGUUUGUAAUCGAGUAACCCUCAAGCCAAUAUCUGAAUACUCAAUUACUAGCAUUCCAUCUACUCUGCAUGAGAAGAAUAGACAUGAGCAAGACGUUACACAAAGGACCAUCACACAGAUGGGGAGAACAUUGCAAGAUGUAGUAUCUGAAUGGAUUGCUAAGUUAAACAACAGAGAAAUUGAUCGCACGAGGAUGCCUCUGAAUCAUGCAGAAAUGGUAACUGCUGAUACACAUAUUUGCAAUGAAUGUUUUGACAAGCUAGUGUCUUUCCUCCUGUACUGGUUUCGGGUUUCAUUGCCAAAACAUCAUCUUCCUACUGAUGUAUCAAAAAGGGAGGACUGCUGGUAUGGGUACUCUUGCCGAACUCAACAUCGAAAUGAUGAACAUGCUCAGAAAAGGAAUCACGUUUGCAGGCCAACUCGCGGAAACAAUUAGCAGCUGAACCAGUUAGACUCUCCCCAAUCAUCCUUUAGUUUUUUUGCUUAAAUUUCAAAAUUUGGGAGUUUGACAAACUGAUUUUAUCACCAAUACUACUAUUUGGUGGCUUUGUAAUCUCGGUGUGAAAUCACUUUUAAUUCCUUUUGCAGACUUAACUUCGACAUUAACUUAUGAAUAAUGUAACAAAAUCUGUCCUAUCUUUAAAGUUUGUUUGGAAUGUUAUAAUUUUUACAU